Messenger RNA from Micromonas pusilla CCMP1545, 1185 nucleotides. RefSeq lists its product as uncharacterized. NCBI's taxonomy places the organism in Eukaryota, Viridiplantae, Chlorophyta, Mamiellophyceae, Mamiellales, Mamiellaceae. The coding region runs from base 1 to 1185 and encodes 394 amino acids. Gene Ontology annotation, cellular component: endomembrane system; endoplasmic reticulum; membrane. The record is from RefSeq and is a predicted model, not a curated record. The transcript has a single exon.
AUGGAGCGCGAUCUCGCGCGAGACCGACAGAAGAUCACGUUCGCGCGGCGGCCGAUCAGAGUCCUCGCCCUGUUCGCGCGCGUGUGCGUCGACGGCGUCCGCGGCGCGCUGCGCUGGCUGCAUCGACAUCGUUUCCUCGCGCUCUACCCGCUCCUGCUUCUCGUCGUCCUCGUCUCCCUCGCGGCUUCGAUAACCGGCCCGCACACGCCGUUCAUCACGGACGCGCGCAUAACGACCGAGUUCGUCGUGUGGUGGUUGGGCCUCGGCGUGUUAUCCAGCAUCGGGCUCGGGACGGGGAUGCACAGCGGGUUGUUGUUUUUGUUCCCGCACAUCCUGAAGGUGUGCCGAAGCGCCGAGGCGUGCGACGGCGUCGGGUUCGACACGCGGAAUAACAUGUGGUUCACGAUGGGCGGCGAGGAUUUGUUUGAGUGCGAUAAUGUAUCGAAAGAUGACACGUGGAUGAACGUGUGGUUGGCUGUGCUCCCCGCGGCGGUGACCUGGGGCGCGGGGACCGCGAUCGGGGAGAUCCCGCCCUACUGGAUAAGUUACCUCGCCGCGACCGCGGGGAAGGAGAACGACGAUUUAUACGACCUCGAGAACGAGGACGUGGGCGAGAUGACGCGGAUGCAGCGGAAGAUACACGACUGUAAGGUGUGGAUGAUUUCGUUCAUGAAAACGCACGGGUUUUGGGGGUUAGUCGCGAUGUCGUCCUGGCCGAACGCCGCGUUUGAUUUAUGCGGGAUCUGCUGCGGGACGUUCAUGAUGCCGUUCUGGUCGUUCCUCGGCGCGGUGCUCAUCGGCAAAGGGCUCGUGAAGGCACCGAUGCAAGCCGCGGUGAUGUCCACGGUGUUUAGCACCGGACCGAGGACGUACAUCAUAGGCACGAUCGCGAGCGCGUUCCCGCCGGGGUGGGGGGUCAGGGAUUUCCUCAACGACGGCGCCGCGAAGGCUAUCGGGAAGAUGAACGGGAAAAAGAAAACGGCCGCCGCGAAGGGGGGGUUAUCUCUCAGCACGAUGUGGGGGUAUCUGAUCACCAUAUUCGUCGCGUACUUCGCGACGAGCUGCAUAGAGCAAAUGGCGCAGAUGAAGCAAGCGAACAUCGACAAGAAGGAAGUGGAGAGGAAGCUCGGGCACAGGCGGAGCGUCCGAAGGAGCCUAGGCAGCACGCCGAAGAAGUACCUGUAG